AAGGGUUAAUAACUUAACUUCCUCUGGACGAUACACAAAAACAAGUCUUCUGAAAAUCAAAGGAAAACAAAUUUCGGAAAAAAGAAAAAAAAAAUGGCGAAGCGACCUGGGGUUAUCACCAUGUCUCCUCUUGUUCUCGACAAGGAAGACGAUCUCGAUCUCUGGGAAGUCGUGAAUCCCUCCGACGGCGAGUUCUCCGACGAUUCUUUCUCCGUCGAUAGUCUUUCCGAUGAUGACGUCAUCUCUGUUGACGACGACGAAGAAGAAGGUUCUGUUGUCUCGUUGUCUGUCAUUUCUCCGCUGUCUCAGACGCUUCCUGCUGCCGACGCCGUGGAUCUGGAUUCAGACGGUGAUGUCGAUGGUGAUCAUGGCGAUGAUGAUGUCGUUCGCGAUGAAGUUGAUGAUAUCGAUCUUGGAUGGGCUCAACGGCAGAUUCUGUUUAUCGGUGCCGGUGGAGGUUCUCACGGAGUCACGUACGGAGAUUGCGGUCCUGAUGACGGGGAAGAAGGAGAUUGCGGUACUGAUGACGGGGAAGAAGAAGAUCGCGGUGGUGAAGAUGGCGAUUACGACGAUUCGUAUGAUCUUGAGGAAGAGUUGAUUCCGCGUAGCGUGAAUAAGAAGAUUGGGAGACAGAGGAUGAGGAAACUGGGGAAAAGAGCAAUCGCGAAGGUCUAUGCAUCGAAGAUGACUCCGUAUUCGCACUUGAAGAAGUAUGGAUGCGUUCGUGGUAAGCAUGGUCUCGGCAUGAAAUUCAAGUGCUGAUCUGUUGUUAGAUCUCGCGGUGGACGGACAUGGAUUCUUCAAGAACUCGUUAGAAUUUCUCAAUUUCAUGGGUUUUUAAUUGAUGUGUAAAUAUGCUAGUUCAAUUUCUAAAUUCCUGUUUCGGUAAUUCGGAUGAUGUUUCUGAAGAUCGCAUUGUAUAUAACUCUCGCAGUAGGGAUUCACGAGUUUCGACGUUAUUAAACUGAUUCGUUUCUUUAAUGGAGUUUAUCAGAUCAGAUUGUGGUUA
Camelina sativa (false flax) is the source of this 1009-nucleotide messenger RNA. NCBI's taxonomy places the organism in Eukaryota, Viridiplantae, Streptophyta, Magnoliopsida, Brassicales, Brassicaceae. The record is from RefSeq and is a predicted model, not a curated record.